Nannospalax galili (Upper Galilee mountains blind mole rat) is the source of this 5011-nucleotide messenger RNA. It is a transcript of the gene Trappc8, whose product is annotated as trafficking protein particle complex 8. The record is from RefSeq and is a predicted model, not a curated record. Gene Ontology annotation, molecular function: protein binding. The coding region runs from base 1 to 4161 and encodes 1386 amino acids. Gene Ontology annotation, biological process: protein localization to phagophore assembly site; endoplasmic reticulum to Golgi vesicle-mediated transport. The transcript is spliced from 29 exons. NCBI's taxonomy places the organism in Eukaryota, Metazoa, Chordata, Mammalia, Rodentia, Spalacidae. Gene Ontology annotation, cellular component: TRAPPIII protein complex; phagophore assembly site; cytoplasmic vesicle.
AUGUGUGAAGUUCAUAUGAGAGAUCCUAAUAAUCAACUUCACAUAAUUAAAAAUUUGAAGAUAGCAGUAAGCAACAUUGUCACCCAGCCACCUCAGCCUGGAGCCAUUGGGAAGCUUCUGAAUGACGUCGUUUCUGGCAGCCAGCCUGCGGAAGGAUUAGUCGCUAAUGUGAUAACAGCAGGGGAUUAUGACCUUAACAUCAGUGCUACUACUCCCUGGUUUGAGUCUUACAGAGAGACCUUUCUGCAGUCCAUGCCGGCCUCGGAUCAUGAGUUUCUCAACCACUAUUUGGCAUGCAUGUUGGUGUCAUCGUCUGGUGAGGCUGAACCUAUGGAACAAUUUUCCAAGUUGUCACAAGAACAGCAUCGAAUCCAGCACAACAGUGAUUUUUCCUACCCUAAGUGGUUUAUCCCAAAUACACUUAAAUAUUACGUGCUUUUACAUGAUGUAACUGCAGGUGAUGAACAGAGAGCUGAAUCAAUUUAUGAAGAAAUGAAACAGAAAUAUGGAACUCAGGGUUGCUAUUUACUUAAAAUUAAUUCUCGAACACCAAAUCGAGCAUCAGAUGAACAGAUACCAGAUCCUUGGAGUCAGUAUCUCCAGAAAAAUAGUAUUCAAACCCAGGACUCAUAUGAAGAUGGCCCUUGUACUAUGACUUCCAAUAAGAAUUCUGAUAGUAACUUGCUUUCAUUGGAUGGAAUAGAUAACGAAGUCAAAGUAGACGGCUUAGCAAAUACCUUGAGGGUUCAUCCACUUCAUUUGGACCAAUCCAGUGACCCUUCUAACAACCCUGAUGGCUCAGAUCAUACCAAGUUUGCUUCCUCUGCACCUGGAACAAAGAAAGCAACUGCUGGUGUAACUCAUGGAGCUUGUUUAACACUUACUGAUCAUGACAGAAUUCGACAGUUUAUCCAGGAGUUUACAUUUCGUGGCCUUUUGCCACAUAUAGAGAAAACAAUUCGGCAAUUAAAUGAUCAGCUAAUAUCAAGAAAAGGUUUAAGUCGAUCUCUAUUUUCUGCAACUAAAAAAUGGUUUAGUGGGAGUAAAGUUCCAGAAAAGAGCAUUAGUGAACUGAAGAAUACGUCUGGGUUGCUGUAUCCACCAGAAGCUCCUGAGCUUCAAAUCAGGAAAAUGGCUGACUUGUGCUUUUUGGUGCAGCAUUAUGAUUUGGCUUACAGUUGCUAUCAUACGGCAAAAAAGGAUUUUCUUAAUGAUCAAGCAAUGCUUUAUGCAGCCGGUGCCUUGGAAAUGGCAGCAGUGUCAGCCUUCCUUCAUCCAGGAGCGCCUAGGCCGUAUCCUGCUCAUUACAUGGAGACAGCGAUUCAGACCUACAGGGACAUCUGCAAGAAUAUGGUGCUGGCUGAAAGAUGUGUAUUGCUUAGUGCUGAAAUUUUAAAAAGCCAAAGCAAAUACUCAGAGGCUGCAGCUCUCCUAAUACGGUUGACAAGUGAGGAUUCUGAUCUUCGCAGUGCACUUCUUUUGGAGCAGGCUGCACAUUGCUUUAUAAACAUGAAGAGCCCCAUGGUUAGAAAAUAUGCAUUUCACAUGAUCCUGGCUGGCCAUCGGUUUAGUAAAGCAGGACAGAAAAAGCAUGCCUUGCGCUGCUACUGUCAAGCCAUGCAAGUUUACAAAGGAAAAGGCUGGUCUCUGGCAGAGGAUCACAUCAACUUCACGAUUGGGCGCCAGUCCUAUACUCUGAGGCAACUGGACAAUGCUGUGUCUGCUUUUAGGCAUAUUUUAAUCAAUGAAAGUAGGCAGUCUGCUGCCCAACAAGGGGCCUUUCUCAGAGAAUACCUUUAUGUUUACAAGAAUGUAAAUCAGCUGUCACCAGAUGGCCCUUUACCACAGCUUCCCUUACCAUACAUUAACAGUUCAGCAACACGGGUUUUCUUUGGCCAUGACAGACGACCAGCAGAUGGUGAAAAGCAAGCAGCUACUCAUAUAAGCCUUGACCAAGAAUGUGACCCUGAGUCCUGUCAGCAGUGGCGAGAACUCGAGGAGCACGCUGUGGCUGUGGCCAACAGAGGAGCAAUUCCAGCCGGCUUCCAGCCCACACAGUAUUGCUUGAACAGUUACUCGGAUAACUCCAGAUUUCCACUUGCAGUUGUGGAAGAACCAAUUACAGUGGAAGUGGCUUUCAGAAACCCUUUGAAAGUUCCACUUUUGUUGUCUGAUUUGUCAUUACUCUGGAAGUUUCAGCCUAAAGAUGUCAGUGGAAAAGAUGAUGAAGAAGUUAAAGAACUAAUUGCAGCUGGACCUGAAAUGAUCGGCACUGAAGUUAUUUCAGAAUUCCUAAUCAAUAGUGAAGAAACCAAAGUGGCGAGACUAAAGCUCUUUCCCCAUCACAUAGGGGAGCUGCGUAUUCUGGGAGUUCUCUAUAAUCUUGGCACUGUUCAGGGCUCCUUGACAGAUGGCAUUGCUGCUCUUCCUGGAUAUCACACAGGAAAACAGUCCUUGAGUAUGUCAGUCAGAGGGAGACAGGAUUUAGAAAUUCAAGGUCCACGACUUAACAACACAAAAGAAGAGAAGACGUCUAUUAAAUAUGGUCCUGACCGACGUUUAGAUCCUAUAGUCACUGAGGAGAUGCCCCUGUUAGAGGUGUUUUUUAUACAUUUUCCUACAGGGCUCCUCUGUGGAGAAAUCCGAAAAGCCUACGUCGAAUUUGUCAAUGUCAGCAAAUGUCCUCUGACUGGAUUGAAAGUUGUGUCUAAACGGCCAGAGUUCUUCACUUUUGGUGGCAAUACGGCUGUUCUCACACCAUUGAGCCCUUCAGCCUCUGAAAACUGCAGUGCUUACAAGACGGUUGUGACAGACUUUCCCUCUGUGGGUACAGCACUUGUGUCAUCUGCGUCUUCUGUGGACUUUGGCAUUGGCACAGGGCAGCAGCCAGAAGUGAUUCCUGUUCCUCUUCCUGACUCUGUGCUUCUCCCUGGAGCAUCUGUCCAGCUUCCCAUGUGGUUACGUGGGCCAGAUGAAGAGGGUGUCCAUGAAAUUAACUUUCUAUUUUACUAUGAAAGUGUUAAAAAGCAGCCUAAGAUACGACACAGAAUAUUAAGACACACUGCAGUUAUUUGCACCAGCCGGUCUUUGAAUGUACGAGCUACUGUCUGUAGAAGCAACGCACUUGGAGAUGAAGAAGGCAGGGGAGGCAACAUGCUCGUCUUCGUGGAUGUGGAAAAUACCAAUACUAGUGAAGCCGGGGUGAAGGAGUUUCACAUCGUGCAGGUGUCGAGUAGCAGCAAGUGCUGGGAGCUGCAGAAGUCUGUGAACAUCUCUGAGAACAGAGAUGCCAGACUUGCCAGUAGAGAGAAGGGAAAAUUUUGCUUCAAGGCAGUAAGAUGUAAACAAAAGGAAGCUGCUGUGCAGUCCUCAGAAAACUACACAUUUGCAGAUAUCAUCUUUGGAAACGAGCAGAUAAUAAGUUCAGCAAGCCCAUGUGCAGAUUUCUUUUAUCGAAGUUUAUUCUCUGAAUUGAAGAAACCACAAGGUCAUCUGUCUGCGCCCCCUGAGAAACAUUCAACAGAGGAUGCUGUGAGACUUAUUCAGAAGUGCAGUGAGGUGGAUCUGAACAUUGUCAUUUUAUGGAAGGCGUAUGUUGUAGACGACAGCAAGCAGCUUAUUUUAGAGGGUCAGCAUCAUGUUAUUCUUCACACUGUGGGAAAGGAAGCCUUUUCAUACUCUCAAAAACAGGAGCCACCAGAAAUGGAACUAUUAAAAUUUUUCAGGCCAGAAAACACUACAGUUUCUACAAGACCAUCAGUAGACCAGCUUUCUAAUCUCAUUAAAACAAGUCUCCACUACCCAGAAUCAUUUAAUCAUCCAUUUCAUCAAAAAAGCCUUUGUUCAGUACCCGUCACACUUUUACUUUCUAACUGUUCUAAGGCUGAUGUAGAUGUCAUAGUUGAUCUGCGGCAUAAAACAACAAGUCCAGAAGCACUGGAAGUUCAUGGAUCAUUUACGUGGCUUGGACAGACACAGUAUAAACUUCAACUGAAAAGCCAGGAGAUUCACAGUUUGCAGCUGAAAGCAUGCUUUGUUCAUACAGGUGUUUAUAACCUCGGAACACCUAGGGUGUUCGCCAAGUUAUCGGACCAAGUUACAGUGUUUGAAACAAGUCAACAGAACUCUAUGCCUGCCCUGAUUAUCAUCAACGAUGCUUAACAACUGAGGGCCACAAGAAGGAUCUGAUUUGCAGAAUUGGCUUCACGGCAGCAUUUGAAAUACCCAAUUUGUUAAAGAGGCUGUUUGAUGACUGCAGGAUAGAAUAGACUUGACACUACCGGAUACUGCAAAGCACGCUGGAGUGAGGAUGCUUAGAUUCCAUUUUUUUCCUUUUCUUUGAAACCUGGUAAUAAUUUACAUGCUCAUAAUACAGAAUUUCCACAUAUCCAUGCACAUAUUAUGCCCUGUUCUUUAACAACGUUGUGGUCUGUUGUUGCAGCUUGUCAGGUGGUUUGUGACUGUGUGGAGGUAACUGAGGAGGGCCUUGUCGGCAUACUCCAUUAGGCCUUUAGUUGACAGAUUCCAGCUGUGCUGCACUGUUCUCUAGAGUUAAAUGCAGAUUUUCCUGUCUUGCUUCACACAGUGCUCUCAAAUCAGGUUUGAGUUUGGUUAAAAGGGCAUUUUUAUUUCAGUACUGGUGGUUCCGAUAGGCUUAUACAUAACUGUAAAAAGGAAAACUUUUUUUCUGAUGCUUUAAUAUAGUUUUGGAAGGAGUUUGACUUUUGCCCCUUGUUCAUUGCACAUUCAUCACACUGUUUCACAAUGAGAUUUUUGUCCUUAAGAUCAUAUUCUUUAUUAAAUAACUUUACAAUUAAGUUGAUCUGUUUAAAAUAUAAAUCUCAAGUUAAAAAUAAGCUUUUCAAAAAUGUAUAUUUAUAACAAAUGUACUGUAAAUAGAAUAAAGACAUACUAUUCACUGUAUAGAUUUAUUAGAUGCAUUUUUUAAAACCUGGUUUUGUGAGGACUUAAUAUAUUCUUUACUUAAAAUAAAGACUGACCAUACACAGUA